Messenger RNA from Nanorana parkeri, 3084 nucleotides. RefSeq names its product POP1 homolog, ribonuclease P/MRP subunit (gene POP1). Gene Ontology annotation, biological process: tRNA 5'-leader removal. NCBI's taxonomy places the organism in Eukaryota, Metazoa, Chordata, Amphibia, Anura, Dicroglossidae. Gene Ontology annotation, cellular component: nucleolar ribonuclease P complex; ribonuclease MRP complex. Bases 106 to 3033 code for a protein of 975 amino acids. The record is from RefSeq and is a predicted model, not a curated record. The transcript has 16 exons.
CCCACGUGUGGAGUGUAUGAGAGAUCCGGGCUGAGGUUCAGGGUUUCCGCGUUGUACUGGGUGACAGAAGAGGAGCAGCGCUGACAGGCCUGUAUUUCAUCCACAAUGUCAACAGCCAAAGAAAAAAAACAUGCCAGACGGAUGAGAAAUCAGCCCUCCAAUGUGAGCCUUGAUCAGGGUGGCAGGACACCCCAGGGUGUUGGGCGAGGAGCUUUUCAGCCACAUAGAGGUAAUAAUGGAACCUGUGGUACCUCUGGGCAGCAGCAGAGAGGUCCAUACCAAUCACAGGGGGCUCACGCUGGAGGAGGCCGAGGAAGAGGGGACUUCAAUGAAGGACCUCAGAUCCCUAAAUAUAUUACAGCAACAAUGUUUGCUCAGGCCAGAGCAGCAGAAAUAAAUGCCAUGGUGAAGGCAGUGUCUCAGAAAUCCUCCAACUCCUUGGUGUUCCAAUCUCUUCCCCGACACAUGCGGAGACGUGCCAUGGGACAUGACGUUAAGCGAUUACCUAGAAGGCUGCGGGAAAUGGCUAAAAGAGAGAUGGAGAAAUCUGUGCACCAGAAGAAAGAACAGUCUAAAAGCAAGUGUCGCAAAGCUCGGAGACGCCAUGGGAACCUUCAGUUGGAGUUUAAUCGCAGACAAAGGAAGAACAUCUGGCUGGAAACUCACAUUUGGUUCACAAAGCGCUUCCACAUGGUGAAGAAAUGGGGUUACUGCUUAGCAGAUCGGCCUACAAUGAAAAGCUACAGGGCCUGUUACCGAGCCAUGUCCAAUCAUUGCCUUCUGCAUGACUUAUCUUAUCUCUGCUGUGUGGAAGUAAUGGGCAAAGAGGAAGAUCUACUGAAGGCCUUGUCAAGGCUUUGCAGCAUAGAAACGGGUCCAACCUUUGCCGCUGUGCCUUGUCUUUCUGGGAGGAGGCAGGGCUCCCUGGUGCUAUAUAAAGCUGAUAAAUACCCUGCUGGAGCUUUGGGGCCUAUUAACUUUAUCUGGAAACCCAAAUCUAUCCCAGAGUCCUCGUGCGAGAUACGGCAGUUGUGGAUAUGGAUGCAUCCUACUCUGAAAAAGGACAUAUUGAAGGAACUAAGACUUGUGUGUGUAUGUGAGGAGAGACCAGAUAAUACCAUAUGCACUCCAGCACUGCCAGCUGAUCCUCCCGGGGAGGGGAAACCAGCAACUGUGAAAACAGCAGGCAGGAAGAGGAAGGUGCGGGAUAAAGAAGGGGAGAAGGCUGUGCCAGUGAAAAAGAUAAUUGGUGAUGGAACAAGAGACUCUCCUGACCCGUACCAGUGGACAUCCACACAUACAUCCAUCACAAUUCGGGACCUGACUAUGGAAAUUGUACGGUAUCGUCUUGUUGGCCCCCUUUCUCAGUGUGUACUCAGUGAUGCUCUGCACCCAGCCCCUAUGCAUAAAAAAAGUGAAGAUAGAGGACCCCACUGUUGGUGGGAAGACUACUGUCAGAAUUCAGAUAAUAAUCUCCUUCAUGACCAACAGAGCUCCUUCUUCCACUUACUGCAAGGAAUAGCCUCGCCAGCACAGGUCCCACCAGGAACCAUUUUGGGUCUCACUGUUGGAGAUCCAAGAAUUAAUUUACCAAAGAAGAGGACCAAAUCUCUGCCAAAUCUCCAGCAUUAUGAAGAUGGAGGAAAGGUGAAGUCACUGACAGUGGAUGGUGUCCCAGCGGAGUGCUCUCAAAGUCUCAUAUGGUCAUCUGAUAAUCGCUUUCAAGUAACAGAUAAUAAAGUAUCAGAACAGGAAAUCAACCGUUUGAGGAGUAAGCUUCUGGUACCUGGUUCACGGCUGGAUCUUGGCAAUAAGGAAUCUAAGAUUCCUAUCCUAAUAAUUCAGCACCCUGGAAAAGCCACAGGCCGAGACCGCCUAGGAUGGGGCAGUGGCUGGGACAUCUGUCUACCGAAAGGCUGGGGCAUGGCUUUCUGGAUCCCUCUGAUUUACCGAGGUGUCAGAGUUGGAGGUUUACAGCAAGCAUUGCAGCACUUCCAGUAUAUGGGCGCAUCACAUGUUCCUGGGGACUUCCCUGACAGUCUGGCUGGGGUUCAGUCUGCACUGGAGAAAGAGGCUAAGCUGGUGGAAAAAUUUACCAAGCGCCCACCUGCAAAGAGAACAAACUUUAUCAAGCAUGGAAUUCUGGCACCAUUUCUGUGCCCCUGGGAACAGCUGACCAGAGAGUGGGAGACACGUGCUGGAGCAGAUGGAUCUGGAAAGGAGGAGGAAUGCAGAACUGAAGCAGAGGAAAAGGUAGACACAUCAGUAGAGAAGAUGGACCAUGGAUCAGAAGCUGGGGCAGAGCUAGACACAUCUCUGCAGAAGAUGGACCAUGGAACUGAAGCUGGGGCAGAGCUAGACGCACCUGUACAGAAGAUGGACCAUAAAACUGAAGCCAGGGCAGAAAACAAAAAGAUUUUGAAAAUGCUGUCUGCCUUUUUUGAUCUGCAUGAAAGAAAAGUCGGACACCCACCAUCUCUGGAACUGUCAAGUCUGGUGAACCCUGUUCUAAGAGACUUGCCAAGGUCAUUGGUGUGGGUCAGACUGUCUAUGAUGGCAAAGGGAAGUCCAGAGCUCCAUUCGCUGAUUUGCAUUCCAUCUCAGGAAGACCUUGUCCAGCUGAAAAAAGACAAGUUGUUUGCGGGCCCCCAGGAGCCCAAGCACAGCGACCCUUUUAAGCGUAAAAUAGUAAAACAGAAGAAGGAGCAGCGAAAGCAGAAAUCCAAGUCUAGGCGUGGUGGCUCUGAAAACAUGGAGACCAAUGUGGAUCGCUCGGGCGAUGGUCAACUGACACUGGGAAUGUGGCCUACUCCUAUACCGGAGGUGACCACACAUUGCAGUAGGCUCCUCCUUGGCUAUGUUACGCAGGGUGACUUCUCCAUGGCUGCAGGAUGUGGAGUUGCCUUAGGAUUUGUUAGUUUAACAGGCCUGUUCCACUUGUUACAGCAAGCUAGUGAUAAGAUUGGAAUUGUGCUAGUUAGAAACCCUUCCUCUCUCCAGUACAGAUUUGCAAGGCUGACCGUUGAUACAUAAACAUAAGAAUCUAUCCUUGAACUUUCAUAUAGAAGUGAAUCUAAGGCACCG